GCGCGAGACCAGGAGAAUCGUUGAAGAGCAUUCCGCCAUAUUUCCACUCGUGCGACCGUCUUCGUUGGUUUCUCUAUCUUUUUUGAUCGCAACUAACGACAUCCCGAGGUAAAAAGAAUAGCCAAAAAAAAGACCCCCUAAACUUAAAUUUCUUCAGUACUUGAUAUAUAUAUAUAUAUAUAUAUUUGUGUUGCUUAAACUCUUCAGGAUGAGCCAGUACAUCCAAGUUGCUGAAGAUGAGAACGACGAACCGAUCGAAGUCCCAACCGAAGAAGAUGGGGCAUUGCUGCUCACCACUCUGGUCGCUCAGUUCCCCGGAGCCUGCGGCCUCAAAUAUCGAAACCCCGAAACAUGUGGCAUGCGCGGGGUCCGGCUCACCGACGGCCGUCUUCACCCGCCAGAUGAGGGAUGGGGAAACCUUGUCUAUAUCUCCGUAUUCCCUAAAGUGGCUCUUACAAGCAUUGAGAUAAACCAUGGGGAAACUUGUGAAAGACAACUCGAUAACAAGCGUAAAGGGGAUGAUGGCUUAGAAAAUCCUACUGCUAAAACUAAACGUCUUGAUAUGCAGAAGUGUAGUGACUUGAUAGUGCUUGGUUUGCCAUGGAAAAGUACAGAAGAGGACUUGAGGAAUUACUUCUCUCAGUAUGGAGAACUUCUAAUGGUGCAGGUGAAGAAAGACCUUAAAAGUGGCCAGUCCAAGGGAUUUGGCUUUGUUCGUUUUGUUGAUUAUGAGGCUCAGUUGAAAUGCAUUUCCCAACGGCACAUGAUUGAUGGAAGAUGGUGUGAUGUCAGAAUCCCAAAUUCAAAGGAUGGAGGUCAACAAACGAUGAAUCGCAAAGUUUUCAUUGGUCGAUGCACUGAAGAUAUGACCGCCGAUGAUCUGCGUAGCCACUUUGGCAAAUUUGGAGAGGUCAUUGAUGUUUUCAUUCCCAAGCCUUUUCGAGCUUUUGCAUUUGUAACUUUCUCUAAUCCAGAAGUCGCUCAAAGUCUUUGUGGGGAGGACCAUAUUGUUAAGGGAAUCAGUGUCCAUAUCAGUAGCGCAGUCCCAAAAAACUACGACAAGUUUGGAGAUAAGAAAGGUCAAAAUCAAGUUCAGCCUCCGUAUAACCAGGGAUAUGGUCAAGGUGGUUGGGGACAGGGAAACCAACGUGGAGGUCAAAAUAUGGGCAGUAAUAUGAAUAAUAUGGGGGGAUUGAACUUGAGUGCUUUCCAGUUGAACCCUGCAAUGCUGGCUGCUGCUCAGGCCAUGCUUAGUAGCCAAGGUGGAUGGGGCCCUUUAGGGCUUGGCCAAGGAGCAGGUGAUACCUCAAACCAAAACAGCAAUCAGAGCUUAAGUAGUUUUAAUACUAGUGGUCAAGGUGCUAAUAACAAUAGCUUCCUUGGUUGGGGUGGCCAGACCUCAGACAGCGGCUCAGCACAGGCAGGUGGCUGGGGUCAGCAUAGCAAACCAGGUGGUGGUUGGAACUGAAGGACAAUUUGUUUUAAAAUGAAGUGUUGGAGGUAUGCAGAUUUCAGUAUUUAAUCAUGAUGUUCCAGAUAAACUUAUUUUUAAAGAAAGCCCCUCCCACUCCCAACCAGAAAAGUGAAAAAAGCAAAAAAAAAAUCAAAAAAAAAAAAAAGCAACCAACCCUAAAUCUCCAAGUUCCAACUCCUGUGCUUAGUGCUGCAAGUGUUAGAUGUGAGAGUUCCUUCCACCCCAUUAUGAUUAUUAUUUUCUCUUCAUUGGCUCCAUUUAAUGUGUGGUUUCUGCUGUGGAUCAUUAUAGCAGCAGUGACAAGUGGGAACACUACUCAUCGUAUAUCCAGCGUCAUUUGGCUGAGUGCAUGACAUUGAGUGUAUUCGACAGACUUGAUGAGAUAGAUUCACCGGAUUAUCUGAUGCUGAUGAACACGGAAUGGCUGUCUUAGGGUGUGUCUCUUAAUGUCUGCAGUAUGGUUGAAUGCCGUUUGUAUAAGGAAAUAAAUAUGACGUGUAUGCUUGCACUGUUGUUGUGUGUGAGAUCAUUUGCUAGUUUGUAUAGCUGUUACUGUAAUGUGUUUGCCUGACGGACGAAUGGAGGAGAGCAGGUCAAGAUGGAGGCACAAUGUGUCUGGUGUCGAAGUUGGCUUGGACGAGGAAAACAAAACAGAAAAACAAAACCCUAAAAUGAAAGUAUGUAUAGUACUUACUGUAUUCAAUAGCUGUGCCAAACCCUUAUUCUAUUUAUUACUUUGGAAUUGCUAGAUUUCAUCAUUAACAUUUUCCUCCCUCCCACUUUGCGAUCAAACUGUAAAAAAUCUUCCCUUAUUGCUAACUUCUGUCAUUAACCCAAGAGAUCAUAGUGGUAUAAGGAUUAAAUUAUUCAGUUUGAUUUUUUACUAGAAUGAUUACCAUUAUAUAUGGUCCUUUUUAUCAGUUCCUUAAGAAAUAAGUGUGUGUAUAUAAUAGGUUUGUGUGUCUAUCCCCUGCACCGUAUUUAAGUCAGUUUUAUAUCCACCGAAGUGAAACUGGGAUGGAUUUAAAUUACUUACAUACGACACACACACAUAAGUUUAUGUAACACACUUGGUUAUUGUGAAAUUUGCAUAAAUUUUAGUUCUGCUGAAUAGAGUAGGAUUUAUAUAAAGUAAAUAUGGAUUUAUAUAAAGUAAGUCAAUUUAUAAUGAAUUAGAAAUUUCUGUGAUUAUUAUUGGUUCCUUAGUUCUACAGAAUCCAGUAAUUGUCAUUGGUUAUGCGUGUGUUGCCACUGACUCCACAGCAAAUGAAAUAUCAAAGCAAAAUACAUGCAAUAGCAGAAUGAUUAAUGUAUAAGAUAAAUGCUUAUGCAAGUUUAACCACUUACUUGACUAUACUCUGAAAAUAUCUAUGUACUGAAUUUAUGAUAUUAGGGUGUUAAUCAAUUUUAUGUUAAACCCUAAUAUAGAAGUACCCCCAAUAUAAUGUGUAGGAACUGUUGAAUUUAUAAGCUAAUGUAAAGUUUGUAAUGAACUUCAUAGAGGUAAGACUAACCUAAUGUGAUAUCUCAAUUCACGAGAAAGGUUGUACUGAGUUUUACUUGCACAACUUAUAUACACAUGCACACACACACACACACACAUAUAGCUAAGGUUCAGAUGAGUUUCUUAGUGUUAAAUAUUUUCAUUUGAAAGAGUAUCACCAGUAAAAAAAAAAAAAAAUACUUGCUCCACUCUGAAUAUGCAUAUGUAGCUAUCUUGUGCCAGUCAAUGCAGCCAAAAGUUUAUAAAUCUUAAUAUUUAAAAUUUGUCACAGCAGGAAUCCUAUACCUGAGUUAGGAUUUGUUAGGGUAACCUGAGGCUACCUAACUUUUCCCUUUUCUACCAUGGCAUAUGGCAGCACUCCGCAAAGUAUGAAUUGUGAGUUUGGUGAAGUGGCUGACAAAUGAAACUAGUUUUUACAUGGCGUUCACUCAGGUGAAAGCAGAAGGUGGUUCUGUGUAGAAUAUCUGGCUUGUAACUGUUUGUGGAAUAAGUGUUAGUCAAUGACUUAACUACUAGAUCUUUUUAAACACUAUUACAAGUUUUGUUUGAGUGAAGAUGAAGUCAUUGUGUUUUAUGUGUGCAAAUAUAACAAAUGUUAAGUUGCUUUAUUAAAUUUGAAUCAAUUUAGUACUAAAUUAAAUUGCCACUAUGGUCCCUUUUAGCUUAGUAAGUUUGCAGUUGAAAAGUAACUCUUGGAUAAUGGGGAUUUAGUAAGCAUAAGCUUUUAUUGAUAUUAUCUUUUGCCAAUUCCUCUUCCAUUGAUAUGUCAGGUAAACACACUCACAGGUAAGUCACUUUGGUCAUUGGCCUUGGAAAAGUUGCCAUUGAUCUUUCUGCUCUCCCCAAAGCACUAGACAUUUAUUGUACUAAUGAUUUGGGUUGUAUAUUUUAUUUUAUGUUGUUUCAACACUGCCAGGACAGAAACCAGGAAGUUCAACAGCAAGUCUUAAUUUUAGAAUUGACAACAAUUAUAAAAGAGAGUAACUAAUGAAGUAGAGAAGGUGAUUCUAAUCGUAAAAGAAAGUUUCCUUUCUAUUAAUUAGAUGUAAUUAAUUUGAUACAAAAUAAGCUGAUCACUAUAUGAAGUAUAGCAUAGAGCUAACAAAGCAACUGAAUAAUUGAUUGAUAUUAACAGCUAUUGACUGUUCAGUUAUGUUUAAAGGACUAGGAAAGCUGAUUUUGUAGCAGUGUUUCAUCUUAGCUUUGUUCAGAACAAGUUGCUCCUUACAUGUAAAUGUGGAAAAUUUGAAAGCCAGAUGGAGGAAGUCUAUGCUUGUAGAGUUUUUCCAUUGUCAGUGUUGGAGACGUUUGCAGGCAGUUACGUAACCUCACAAGCUGUGUUUCUCAGAAUAAGGUUUGUAUUUCAAAAUUUCCUUGCAUGUUUUUAAUUUUCCUGUUUCCUUAUUACACACAAAAUUCAGGUAGGUUUGCUUUGCAUCCAAUAGAUUAGUGCUUGGAGCAACUAGAGAAGAACACGAGCACCUGUGUUGGACUGGAAACUAAGAAGUUUCGCUUUGCUUGCACAUAAUUUCAGCAUGACGGGGUUUGGGUCAAGCCACCUAUUAUUUAUUGCUUUUUAGUAGACCACAUAAUCGCUGAUAAAAUCUCGAUUGCAUGUAAGAAUUUACAGGCUAAUCUGUAUUGGCCACUGCUUCUAAAGUACUCUAAAGAUCCCAAUGUUAAGACACUAACAAGGCUCCAAGUCAAAUUUGCUGUUGGUGCAUGCACUUCGUUUUCGCUUGUUUAUCACUCAGGAGCACUCUUCACAGGGGUUUACAGACCCUAAUUGGUCCUCUGCAUAAGAAUAACUAAUAACCAUAGCAACAAGCAUUUUAAAUGAGACCGAUCAAAACUUAAUCCUUAUCUCAACUUUUACAAGGUGAAAGCCAUUUAAGCGUUAAGAAAUGCCAGUCACUUGGCUGAUGAUGCAUUGCUUAUUGGUAAGUUGUACAAGGUGAGUAUCCAUGUGGUGGGGGGAGUUUUCAACUCAAAACAUCUCCUGGAAUCUUUUGGUGGAGAAAGCGGGAGAAAAUGGACGUGUCAUAUUUUAAAUAAAUGACGUUUAAUUUUUUUGCAGUAA
Molecule: messenger RNA, 5058 nt
Organism: Octopus sinensis (East Asian common octopus)
Lineage: Eukaryota; Metazoa; Mollusca; Cephalopoda; Octopoda; Octopodidae
Product: TAR DNA-binding protein 43
Exons: 5
Coding region: 209-1468 (419 amino acids)
Biological process (GO): regulation of gene expression
Cellular component (GO): nucleoplasm
Molecular function (GO): RNA binding
Source: RefSeq, a predicted model, not a curated record